Molecule: messenger RNA, 3198 nt
Organism: Ixodes scapularis (black-legged tick)
Lineage: Eukaryota; Metazoa; Arthropoda; Arachnida; Ixodida; Ixodidae
Product: ectonucleoside triphosphate diphosphohydrolase 2
Exons: 5
Coding region: 159-1967 (602 amino acids)
Biological process (GO): nucleoside diphosphate catabolic process
Cellular component (GO): plasma membrane
Molecular function (GO): GDP phosphatase activity; UDP phosphatase activity
Source: RefSeq, a predicted model, not a curated record
GCUCAGGGACAUGCAGUAUUGUCCGGUACCGGUCCACGCCGCUAGCAACACCACAAAUUGCCGGGAAGAUUUUCAGGUGGCCCAACAUCGCCGAAGUGACCGAAGGGAAGCGUCACUUUUGCCUUUAUCAAGGGGUUCCUGCUAAGCCGCUGCCCAGCAUGGAGGUGCACCUGCAGUGCGUGGCACGGCCGGACUUGGCGCCCAUGACGGUGCGCACGCAUGCCGGGGCCACGGCCGACAGUCUGCUGGGCGCCUUCUGGCACGAGUGCGGCAUCGCGUACGACCCGGCGCUGGCUCUGUACACGCGCUCCAACCGACCCCUGCGCCCGGGGGCGUCGCUCAACGCCCUGGGCGUGCGCUCGGGCGACACGCUGUACCUGCGGCGCCAGCGCGCCCCGCUGCUCUUCCUCGCCAACUGGGGCCUGUUGGCCGUCGUGUGCGGGGUCGUGGCCCUGCUCGGGCUGCUGCUCGCGUCGAUGGCCUACGGCCUGACCGGGGGCCGGGUGCCCUUCGUGCACGGAGUCGUCGUGGACGCCGGCUCGAGCCACACCGAGGCCACACUCUACCGCUGGCAGGGCGCCAAGUACCUGGGUACCGGCCGCGCCGUCCAAGUGGACCACGCAGAGUCCGACGGCGGCAUCAGCACUAUGGAACCCCGCCGCACGGCCGAGGACCUCGCUCGGGCCGUCUCCGGACUCCUGGGGGGCAUCCGGGCGCCCGUCUACCUCGGGGCCACGGCCGGCAUGCGUGUUCUCAAUCUCACGCAGCCAGCCCAAGCAGACGCCAUCCUUAUGGCUGCCGAGUGUGCCCUCAAGCCGUAUGGCCUUCGCCGGGCCGUCAUCCUGAGUGGCCACGACGAGGGGGUUUUUGCCUGGCUCUCCACUAACUACCUGGUGGAAGUCAUUCCACAGGACUCGGGCCACACUGAGGACACCUUCGGUGCUUUGGACUUGGGUGGCGCGUCAACACAGGUUGCCUUCCCAGUCAGCAGCGAUGCCUCAUCCGAGGACAUAACUGAGUUGACACUUUACGGCCGCAAGUACAGGGUCUUUGCAGUGUCCUAUCUUUGCUAUGGUGUCAAUGAGAUUAGGCGCAGGUUCCUAGCUCACAUCAUUGCUCAACAGGUGAGUUUGGUAACAGGCUUCUCCAGCAGUUUGGUUGUAGGGCCCUUCAUCUUACAGGAAUACCGGGAUACCAUAGUGAGCCCAUGCCACAACUCUGGAUACACUUUCAACCUGACUGCAAAGGACAUCUUUGAGAGCUAUUGCACAAUAACUCCUCAGACCGAAAGCUGGUUGCAACAGCAUCCAGAUGCCGUGUUCACCUUUGUCGGGAAUGGAUCCGCAAACGAGUGCCACAGUGCUGUUGCCGACCUGAUGAAUCCUGCUACCUGCAAAAAGAGCUACAGCACCUGUCUGGAGCCACCCAAAGUUCCCGUGCCUACUGGUCAGAAGUACAUGGUAAACAUGCGUCUGGUUCCAGCGGUGAGCAGUUCUCAAUGCCGGUGUUGCUUUUCACAGGCAUUUUCGGCAUUCUACUACACCCUGAAAGCGCUCAAUGCUACGGGCAUGCCGCUUGACACCUUCUUAAACAACUCCAACUUGAUGUGCUCGGCCACCUGGGAGGAGGCCCAGACGCUGGUCACGCCCGCCCGCUUCGUGGCCAACUACUGCUUCCAGUCCAUGUUCGUCAGAGACCUGUUGCUCGACAAGUAUGGCUUUAGCGACGCCACCUGGUCUGGCAUCAACUUCAUUAAGAAAGCCAAGGGCUAUGACUUAGGCUGGUCUCUGGGUUUUAUGAUCAAUGCCACCAACGCCAUCCCCGCCGCUCAGCCAUCCGCUCCCACAGUGGGCUUCCAUCUGUUUGUUCUUCUGCUUUGCCUCUUUGUUGGCUUGCUCAUGUUGGCGGCAGCCUUCCUGGUGCUUGCACGCAAGCAGUCGCGAGCCAAGCUCCAUCCUCCCAUGUAGCGGACUGCAACAGAGAAACCAGCUUAUGACGCUGUCGGGAACGUUACUGGAUAUACUAGGUUGUGGAACUUCUCGCAGAAACUGUACAGCAGUGGUUCUCAAACAUUAAUGUUUUGCGGACCCCUUAUGGAUCCGCAAAGAUGAUGGAGGACCCCGUUGGUGGUGAGAGAAAGGGAGAGGGAUAGGUUAAUUAUGAUUUAAUAGAAGACAUAACUAAGGGCUAGGGUAAAGUAGACUUCUCUCAUUCACACAGACACAAAAAAAACUCGGCCGAAAAUUUGAACGUUCCUUCUCAAUCUAAAAAAAAAGGCAACUUUUAUCGCCAGGCUUGACUGAUAAGGCAGGGCUUAGCGGAUCCCUAGAAUGCCUUCGCAGACCCCCAUUUGAGAAUUACUGCUGUACAGCAUCCAAAGCUGUCGCCAACUGUCUUUAUGCAGCGGUGCCAAUGCAGAAAGAUAUUUGCAUCUGCUAGCGGGCUUUCUUGGAAAGACUAGCAGUGCUGAAUUUCAAAGGGGGCACUGAAAUGCAGAUUUUUCUCAGCAGCUCGGAACAUUUGUCUUUACCAUAUAUGUAUUGCACUUAAAAUGUACUUUAUACCUACAGCAACACACGAAAAAUUUACAAACAACUUUUUUACAUGUUCCAAAAGCUGCUUGUCGCCAGCGGAAGCACAUUCAAGGGUAGUCAACAGUAAUCACAUGCGACCUUUUGCAGUUCCACAACCCAGUUGAUCUAUAAACGUUGGUGUUGGGUAGCUUUUACCACAGUGCCUUACUCAAGGGUCCCGCUGUAGCCACGGUGCUCUGAGAAGCAGAUGCAGCAGUAGCAGCAAUGGAAGGGGCAACACUGCCACACGAGCAGUCCGGUCGUUGAGCUCCUCGUCGACUGAAAGAGAUGGAGGAGGCAACACUGCUGCCUGAGAUAUACUCGCCCGCAACACUCGCUUAACCGCUUUAUUGCCGGUGGCUCUAAGUCAAGCUGCAGCGCUGGCAGUUCGGCUGCAACACUUAUUACCAAUUGCUCAAGUACUCCAGGCUUUUGAGGCUUUUGCCGACCAUUUUUUGCCAGAGGCUUUGGAGUCUCGUUCUAUACUACGAGGUUUUUUUGUUUUUUUUUUUCUUAUCUGGGGCUAAAAGUGCCGCUCUUUACCGCACAGUUGUUUAAGCCCUGAAAUACAGGAGAGAGACCUAUGGAGAUUGUUAGAGAAUUAAAGCUUACAUGUUUUGCACAA